UUGUUUAUUUACAUUUUCAUUUACAUAUUUAUGAAUAAUAUCCCAGCAAAACGAUGAAAACCUCUGGCGCCGGCAAUCCCGACGAGCUGAACAAGUCAACGCACAGCAAGGUCAGCAAGAAGUCCACCAAGUCGCGUUCCAAGACGGCUAAAUUGGAGUUGACGGGCAAGAAUUCCGCAUCAACCGCCUCCUCCUUAAGCGGGGGCGUGGCACUGGGCAGUCUGCCGGCCACGCCCACCCACCUGAACAUGGUGACCACGCCCACGACGCCGACUUCUAGUUUGGGCAACUACAAUCUCUUCGAUGCCUCAUUUGCGGUGGCAGGAGGCGGAGGUCAUGGGUUAGCAGGUGGAAUAGCGGGAGCAGAAGCCUCCGGGAACUCCAGUCGAAUGGGCCACCAGAAAAGCUAUGCCGGCUUCGAUCCGCGCAGCAUCAAGAUCUUCUGGGAGCAGCACGACCAGACGGACGUGGAACUCUCGCAGGAUGUGUGCGCCCAGCUGGCGGAAGAUGCCUCCUACAAAGUGUGGGAGUUGAUUAAUAACGUCAAGAUCUACUCCCGCCACUCGGGCGGCGUGGUCACCUACGAUCUGGUCAACGAGGUGCUCAAGGACGCCGAUGUGCCGCCCAUGCUGGGCGCCAUGGACAGCGACUGGGAUCGCAUCGACUACGAUGGCAGCUUCUACUUUCACUCGGACAAGAUCUUCGAACUGAGCGCCGAGUUUCAGAAGGAAAUAAAUCUCAGCUCGCCCGAUGAUGCGGACUUUCAAAGCUUCUGUCCCGUGGAGGAUAGGCACACGGAGCAGCUGAGGCAGUGCGUCCAGAGCCUGGUCACCGCCGCCCUCUUUGCGGACAGCAAAUCCCAGACGGCCGCCAUUUGCCACGCCUUUCAGACGCCUUUGAUGGGCUCUAUCUAUAGGGUGAUUGUGAGCAAAAUGGUGCAGCUGCUGGCCUUCAAGCAGCAGGAUCAGUUGAGCCAGCGCUGCUGGCGGCUGCUACGCGCCUGCAACUUCAACGCCACUGCCAAUCACAACGCCUGCCGACCGGAGUACUUCAACCUGGCCGAGGUGCUCGUCAGCCAGCUGAUGGCGCCCUACGAGACCAUCAAGGCGCCGCCAGAGCAGCAAGAUCCGGGACAAACUGCCAGCAUUAAAAUGGAGUUCGAGGAGCAACUCAAGAUGGAGCCAGAUAACCCGGAGGUCAUGGAGGUGGAGAAGCAGGAGCAGGAUGCGCAGAUGUUUGCGAGUGAGAACACCGUGGAGCACACCAUCUACAAGCUGCAAACGGAGGAGGAGGAGGAGCGGAAUCCGCAGCCAGAGACCGAGCAUCUGUCCAACUACUUUGCCACUCCAGUGGGAAAUGCCCUCGUGGACGAGCUGUGCGAAACUAUUGGUCAGCUGGCUUCCCAGAGUGGCUAUCUGCAGGCAGAGUGCCUUUUCCUGAUCAAAAGACGCCUGGCGAGAUUCUUCGAGGGUCGCGACGUUUGCAGUGAGAGGGACUUUAAAUACAUCAGCAGAGCAGUGCGUGGAUUAAUCUCAUUGGGGGAGUAUGCCUUUCGGGAGUUUAUUCCGUAUAUCUACAAACUACGCGUCGAGGAAAUCCCGGACAGCCUUUGGCAGGAUCUGGCGCCGGCUGCCAUCUUCCUGGGCGGCCGCGAUGACUUGUAUCUGUACGAAUGGUUGGAGCAUGGAUGCGGUGGCGCUCUGCAGCCCUUCCUGGUUCACUAUGCCAGAGCGUUAGAAAAAAUGGUAACCCGACGGUAUGUGCGUGCCAAACCUCCUGCAUAUAGGAUAGAAUCCGUGCCAGGAGUGAGACGUCUAGAAUGGAGCACCCUCGCGGCAGCCAUGUGUCACGGCGAUGAUCCCAGCAAGGCACUCAAACCGAAGCCAACUCUUCGCGAGGCUUUCCCCGAACUCCAGUCGCCGAAUCUGCAGCUCAACUGCGCAGGCAACAUUCGCUUCAAGUUCGCCGGCUGCCGGCCAAUGCUGCUCAAACCGAAGGUUUCGAGUGUUCCCCACUCCGUGGACUCGCCCUCCUCCACGGCGAAUGGAGCUGCGGGAGCUGGUGGCGCCAGCACCGACAUCCUCAUCGCCCGGCGAAAGCUCUUCAAGCCGCUGACCAAUGUGAAAAGGUUUCCGCCCAUCAGUGGCUAUCACUACCUGAGAAUCUGAAUGGGCGCUUGGAGAAGUAUUAUUUUUACUGGGGAUCUCAAUAAAACUACUCUUUUACUUUAGACUUCCAUCUGCUAUCCACUUAUCAAGAAAAGA
Drosophila takahashii is the source of this 2264-nucleotide messenger RNA. RefSeq names its product SAGA factor-like TAF6 (gene Saf6). Gene Ontology annotation, molecular function: transcription coactivator activity; RNA polymerase II general transcription initiation factor activity. The record is from RefSeq and is a predicted model, not a curated record. Gene Ontology annotation, biological process: RNA polymerase II preinitiation complex assembly; transcription initiation at RNA polymerase II promoter. NCBI's taxonomy places the organism in Eukaryota, Metazoa, Arthropoda, Insecta, Diptera, Drosophilidae. Gene Ontology annotation, cellular component: SLIK (SAGA-like) complex; SAGA complex; transcription factor TFIID complex.